Molecule: messenger RNA, 558 nt
Organism: Glarea lozoyensis ATCC 20868
Lineage: Eukaryota; Fungi; Ascomycota; Leotiomycetes; Helotiales; Helotiaceae
Exons: 1
Coding region: 1-558 (185 amino acids)
Source: RefSeq, a predicted model, not a curated record
AUGUCCCAAAUCACACUCCCUGAGUUGAACAACUUUUUAGCUCUUCUCGCAUCGCCAGCAUCCUCUCGGUUUUGCAGCAACGGCGGUGAUUGGAAUGGCUGGCUUCGAAAAGGUACGUACACCAUUCUAAACACCCAUCCCAUUGGCACAUUCAGCUGGCACCCCAAGACUCCCACUGAAGUUCGCAUCAACAUGAAGUUCUCUCAAAGAACCCCAGCUCUCUGGGGUGUUUCCCUAGACGUUCCUGAAGCGGCAUCAACAGCAACCACAUUCUGGGAACGCAAGCUCGCUCUCGAACGUAGAUCCCAGAAUCACUUUCAUUCUGUCGCUUCCCUGAAUGUUCGACAUGUCUCCCAUGCGCCUGCUCCGGGUGACUUUCUCUGGGGAAACUCAGUUGUGUUUCAAGCGAAACAGGGCAUGGAUUUUUGGUUCUACAAGGAUGGAAGUGAAAAAGGAUUCGUGCUCUACGUGAAGGGUUUGGAUAGUUUGGAGGAGGAGGACAUGGCUUGUCUUAGUCGUGGCGUUCGUGAGAAUCAUCGUCGGUCGGUAAGUAUCUGA